CUACCAAGCAUUAGCAAACAAAAUACUGCCCACUUAUUCAAUUUGUAAGCCUAGUCCGAAGUGUUCGAAGUGGCGACCUUAAUUUGGAUACUUGUAAUUUCUCUAUGGGCCAUCGAAAUUUCUGCUGCGACGGCUGUCAGACACACAACUUUAAUGGCCGUCGGUUUCACUGCUUGCGGUGCGUGAAUUAUGACCUCUGCAGAGAGUGUUAUGACCAGAAUGUGGAGACUCUGGAUCAUCGAAUGGAGCAUCCCAUGCAAUUGAUGCUUGAGGAGGAGCGGCAUCAGCAACCGCCCGAACUGCUGCUCAAUGGAGAGAUGCUGGAGUUGAUGCAUUUCCCCAAUUGCUAUACCUGUCCAUACUGUGGAUUAUACGGUCACACGGCGAAGGAGUUGAUCGACCAUGUGGUCACCGUACAUCGCCAGAACGACAGCCAUGUGGUGUGUCCAAUGUGCGCCGGCCUGCCAGGCAUUGAACUGGUCGCCAUUCGUAAUCUUGCCCGUCAUCUGCUUCUCAAUCAUAUCGAGCAUGCGAAUCUCCUCGAUCCGAAUACUCCCCCUCUGCGGCAUGCACUUUCCCGUGUCUCGCGACGCCGCCGGCGACAGCAGCCGCCGCCGCAGCCGCAGAGUCCGGGCAACCAGAAUGGCAGCAACAACAGUCGCAGCUCUGCUCGAUCCAACAGCAGCCGCAUGGACUCCGAGGCUGGCAUGGAUACUGAUAUACUGUAUCAGUUGUCCGAGCUGCGACGGCUACGUCCAGAGCUUCGACUCAGCCAGACUCCUGCCAAUUAUCUUGAGGGGGAGACUCGCUCACGAACAACCGCCUUGGCCAUUGCCAACACGGAGGCAAAUGUGGCUGCUCGCAGUUGCAGCUGCCCCAAUGAGACGAGUGUGUCUGCAACUCCAGAGACUUCGGAGGAUGCGGAUCGCUUUCUGUUGCAGCAAUGGAUGUCGCAGCAGCAGCUCGACCUAGAGGCAGCAUUAAGGAGCAACAAAAACCGGCAGAAACAUGCACUCUUCACCGAACACCUGCUGCUCUCAAUGUUGUGCGAGGAGCAAGUGCAACUGCCGGAAGAAUGCGAACACAUCUCCGAGCAGAUUGAGGAGGAGGAUGAUCAUAGCAAUAAAGAUGCCAUUUCUCUGCCGUCCACCUGCAAGUAUGUACCCUCGCAAAUAAUGAUGCUGAUGUCGCUACCUUGGAUCAGGCCCUGGUCAACCCAAAGUAAACUGCGAUACAUUGAGCUACAAGGCGUCACUCUCGACGAGAGCGCAGUGACUGCGGCUGCCGAACAGCAGGAUAUCGAUUAACAAACAGUUCAGCAUCCUAUGCCAAUGUCCUUGCCCAUCAUUGUAUUCCGUAUCACAUUUUCAGUUCUAUUAUUUUAACAACGCGCAUAUAAAAAUUUUAUUGUGAAAAUUGA
Drosophila innubila is the source of this 1420-nucleotide messenger RNA. Its product is annotated as E3 ubiquitin-protein ligase KCMF1-like. The transcript has a single exon. The record is from RefSeq and is a predicted model, not a curated record. The coding region runs from base 105 to 1307 and encodes 400 amino acids. Gene Ontology annotation, molecular function: zinc ion binding. Gene Ontology annotation, cellular component: plasma membrane. NCBI's taxonomy places the organism in Eukaryota, Metazoa, Arthropoda, Insecta, Diptera, Drosophilidae. Gene Ontology annotation, biological process: synaptic signaling.